Messenger RNA from Puccinia triticina, 1722 nucleotides. RefSeq lists its product as uncharacterized. Lineage: Eukaryota; Fungi; Basidiomycota; Pucciniomycetes; Pucciniales; Pucciniaceae. Gene Ontology annotation, molecular function: methionine-tRNA ligase activity; ATP binding. The transcript has 10 exons. The record is from RefSeq and is a predicted model, not a curated record. The coding region runs from base 1 to 1722 and encodes 573 amino acids. Gene Ontology annotation, biological process: methionyl-tRNA aminoacylation.
AUGUUCAAGUUUAGAGUAGCGGCCACCUCAUCAUCCCGACACCUCAGCCAUCUCCCCGAGCAGCCGAUCAAGUUCACGAACCACGCCCGAUCCUCAUCAGUACCACUGCCACCUCGGAAAACAACUGAAGCACAGAAACCGUUCUAUGUCUCAACUCCAAUAUUCUACGUCAACUCUGUUCCUCAUAUUGGCCAUCUCCACUCAAUGGUCAUUGCCGAUGUCCUAGCGCGCUAUAAACAAUUAAGAACAGACACACCAUCCUUCAUGCUCACCGGUACUGAUGAACACGGCUCCAAAGUCCAGCGCGCUGCCGAAAAUAAUGGGCAGUACCCUCAAGAACUCUGCGAAGCCGUCUCGGAUCGAUUUCGACAAUUGGCUCGAGCCGCAAACGUCAAAUACGACGACUUUAUCCGGACAACUGAGCCUCGCCACCAUCGAGCGGCACAACACCUUUGGAACAUCUUGUCAGAAAAUGGUCAUAUUUAUAAAGGUAAAUACGAAGGUUGGUACUCCGUGUCAGAUGAAACAUAUUACUCUUCUACUCAAGUCGAAAAAAAACUGGAUCCGGUAACUGGAGUUGAAAGAAUGACUUCCAUCGAAACCAAUAAGCCGGUGGAAUGGAUCGAAGAAGAAAAUUACAUGUUCAGAUUGAGCGGAUUUCAGCAAGCACUAAUCGAUUGGUUGGACAAUAACCCAAAUGCCCUUAUAUCCUCUCAACGCUCUGAUAUCAUGCACCAACUGAAGUCCCACGAUCUUGCCGACUUGUCUAUCUCCAGACCCACUUCUAGACUAUCUUGGGGAAUCCCUGUUCCUGGAGAUCCCCAACAAAUAAUGUAUGUUUGGCUGGACGCGUUGUCAAAUUAUCUAACAGCUACUGGAUACCCUUGGUCCGGAAAGGAAAAUGUUAUGUGGCCGGCCAACGUCCACGUUAUAGGCAAGGAUAUUAUCAAAUUUCAUGCGAUUUACUGGCCAGCCAUUUUGAUGGCUGCUGGGAUUCCCUUGCCAAAACACAUCAUCGCCCAUGGCCAUUGGAAAAUUGACCAAGAGAAGAUGUCUAAGUCUGUUGGAAACGUGGUUGAUCCGUUUAAAGCUAUGGACGAGUGGGGUGUUGAUGGCGUUCGGUAUUAUCUCAUGCGGGCGCCUGGCUCAUUAUGGGGUGACUCAGAUUGGGCUCCCAAUCGAUUAGAUGAGCAUUAUCGGAAGGAUCUUUUAGGGCAAUUGGGGAAUCUUCUCGCGCGGAUCUCGGCACCGAAAUUGUGGAAUAGACUUCCUCCCGGAAGACGGUCGGGCGCCAGUAUUCUCUUCCCACCUGGAUCCGCAACGCAGCUUGAAGGAGCUGAUUCACUUCAAAGACUUCUUCGUCAACUACCCAGUGAAUUGGACGCUCAUAUGCAAUCGUUUGAAAUCCCAAAAGCAUUGAAAUCAAUUUUCGAUGUUCUAGCAGGCGCAAAUCGAUUGAUACAAGACACAGCGCCAUGGCACGAUUCGACGACGCCAGACGAUGCAUACCAAGCCAUCCAUCUAUCUGCCGAAUCGCUGCGGAUCUCCGGCAUUCUUCUCCAGCCGUUCAUUCCCACCAAGGCCGGGCAACUGUUGGACUCGUUGGGCGUCGCUCAAGAUCGCCGGGGGUGGCCUCACUUGGCCCUCGGACUUGGUACUGGUUCCGUCGUCCGUGAGGGCGGCGGCGGUUUGCUAUUUCCUCAGCUCCGGCCAUCUAAGUAG